Messenger RNA from Piliocolobus tephrosceles (Ugandan red Colobus), 4082 nucleotides. RefSeq lists its product as uncharacterized. The record is from RefSeq and is a predicted model, not a curated record. Lineage: Eukaryota; Metazoa; Chordata; Mammalia; Primates; Cercopithecidae.
AUGAACGAGUGCGUGCGCGUGAUCUGGUUUCUGCUCUCUGGGAGGAGCCAGCCAAGCGGGGGCGGAGCCUCCAGCACUGGCCAACGGGGAUCUGGCUUCGGGAUGCGGGGCGGGGCCCACGCGGGGCCCAGCCGGUCGCAAUUCGCUGGGCCUGGGGCACAGCUGCCUCCGGGGCGCGUUCUCCGUGUGUACCGUGUCCCGGCGGCCCCGCGAGCGGGGAAAGCAGGGCUGACGCCAUCUGCGGAGAGAACUGUGCAGCCGGGCUUGUGUGGGGCCAUGCGCAAUGGCAGCAGCGACUCCCUGCCCAGGCAGGCCAGCACAGGGCCAUGGCCGAGGCGGCUGUGCCUACGGUGGGGUCUGUUUGGGGGUCUGAUCAGUGAGACCCUCUGGCAUUCAGAAGACGUCUCCCCCAUUCUGGAGAAUCCUGACCUUCCUGUGUCUGGGAGAGGCCCAGAUCCGAUCUGCAGAGGUCUGCCUUCUGGCUAUCGUGAAUGUGUUCAGGUGGUGGAGAAGAAGAUGGAGCCCCAGGCUGCCUGGCUACAGAGACGCACACGGACAGCCGAGAAGAAGCUGGCUGACUGCGAGAAGGUGGCUGUGAAGUUUGGGAACCAACUGUUGCUCAGGCUGGAGGGCAAGUGGGCCAUGUUGGGGACUCUGCUGCAGAAGUAUGGACUGCUGCAGAGGCAGCUGGAGAACUUGCUGUGCAACAGAAACUUCUGGAUCCUGCGGCUGCCCCCGGGCAGCAAGGGGGAGGUCCCCAAGGCCGGGCCACCACCAAGCCAGAUCUUCUGGCGCCAGUGGAGAAAGGACACCAGGCAGGCAGCUGCAGCCUGCCCAGUGCGGAGACGGGCCAAAGCCCGGGCCCUGACACAGGCCUGCUGGAAACACCCCCAGGAGUUCUGGCCUGGAUCAAGCAAGAGGAAUGGGCAAUUGGGAGGAGCCAGCAGGGCCCACAGGAGACCACUGUGGCACAGCUGUGCUCAGAGACCUGUCUGGGCCGCAAAGAGGAGUCUGGAGGGAGGGUCCGAGGGCCACGAGCCAGCCUGGGCUGCUGGAGGGGGUCCUGGCAAGGAGGGCUCUCGGGGAAGCACCUGUGGGGGUCUGCUUCCUGACCCCAGGGAGCGAGAGGUGGCCUUCCUCCCUCCAGGCCCCCCGAGCCAGGCUGAGCCAGCUGCUAGGGGCAUGGCGCAAUGCCCACCUUGCGCCCAGUGGGGCCAGAGCUUCGGCUGGAAGGAGCUCAGCGCGCAGCACGAGUACGCGCAUCAUGCCCCACGGCCUUUCGCUAGUGCUCAGUGUCCCAAGAGCUUCGCGCAUUGGGCCACCCCCGCCAGCCACCGCCAGACGCAUGUGGCCCAGCGCACCUACGCUGGCGCCAGAUGCAGUAAGACCUUCGUCCACCAGUCGACGCUCACACCCACUACCGCACGCACAUCGGGGAGAAGCCCUACGAGUGCGCCGAGUGCGCCAAGCUCUUCGGCGGCCUGCCCACGCUGCUGGAGCACCGACACACGCACACGGGAGAGCGGCCCUUCCAGUGCGCGCAAUGUAGGUGCUGCUUCAGCUGCCUGUCCACGCUGCUGGAGCACCGGCACACACACAUCAGCGAGAAGCCCUUCCAGUGUGCGCAGUGCGACAAGCGCUUCACGCGCCUGGCCAACCUGACCUUGCACCAGAGGGUGCACUCGGGCGAGCGCGCCUUCCAGUGCACCCAGUGCGGCAGGCGAUUUGCGCAGAAGCCCGGCUUCCUGCGCCAUCUGUGCGGCCACUCGCAGGAGAAGCGCUAUCCUUGCAGCCGGUGUGGCGAGAGCUUUACCUGUCCCUCCUGGCUUAUGCGUCACCAGGACAGCCAUGCUGGUCAUGCUUCUCCACCUUGCCUGGUUUGUGAGAGGGACUCCCCGAUCGACGAGCCGCCCACAGGCCUCAGGGAUGCAGUGCGGGGGAGCGCCGCUAGUGAUCCUUCUGCCGCACUCAGAUUUGAGGGCACCGGUACAGAGCUGAGCCUCAGGAGGUGCCCUGGGGGCAGGCAGCGGAGCAGUGGUCAGGAAGGUCUUGGGAGGAGUCCCUUGGACAGUUCUUUUUCUCGUGUGAAGAUGGAGAAUGUGGGUAGCACCCAGAGAGCUCCCUAAAGGGGCUCUGAGGGCACAGGGGCAGUUGGUGCCCCUUAAAUCCAAGCGGCCUCUCCUGGGGGUCACUUCUUCGCCAGGUCGAAGUAUUCUGGCCAUGGUCAUGGCUUCCCAGGGGAGGGCUUGUUCUCCCAGGCACUGUGAUUGCCCACCGGGCUUCUGGUCGCAGGGAGGCAUGCAGGGAGGCAGGGGUGUGACCGGGAUAGAGGCCAGUCCCAAACACCUGAGCUCCACUGAGGGGAAGGCCUGGGCUGGGAGGUGGGGUGGGCAGGAGUGGCCGGCUUUGCCUUGUUCUGUUAGGGGAGUGAUUUUCAGAGACAAAGGUUCCAGUUAGGAGAUGUGAUUACUCAGUGCUUUGAAGGGACAUCCAAGGUACUUACCCUUAGCCGUAGCUGUUGGUUUCCUGGAUGCUGACUGUGAAGAUUCUAAAGUGCUUCCUAGGGUGGGCAGUGGUGGCAGGAGGCCUUGGACGGAGUCCAGGCCAGACCCAGCCUCCUGUUUAAUAGGCUGAGCCCAAGCGUCCCUCAGAUGCGAAUCCAAUAGCCUUGGUGAGUUGUACAAUGUGUCAUGGAAACUUUCACUGACUUCUGCCCCCCCCGGCCCCCCAUUACCUGGGAAGGGCAGCUUUGUGGGACAUGUGUCCCAGAAGGGCCUGGGCUGGCUGUAGCCCAGUGCUCAGGACCAGCCAUCUUGGUUCUCACAGGGCACUGUCCAAUUGGUGUAGUAUUUGCCUUCAAGCCAUUGUUGGAGCAGGCAGGCAAAGGGGGCUUUGUGAGGAUCCAACCUGUGCCAGUCACUGGGAUACAAAGAAGACCGAGGCCUGGUUCCUAGCUGUGGGGCUGGGAGGGGUAUCUGACGCCAAUGGUGGCACCUGGCAGAGGACACACAGACACCAGCAGGCAGCACGGGCUGCAGUAAAUGUUGCAGAAGCACCUAAAGGUUGAGCAGAAGGGAGGUAGGAAACCUGGACGUGGGCUGCAGCAGCUGGGAAGCCCCCCUGAGAUCCUGGUGGCCCCACCACCGUCUGAAGAUUUAGGCCAAUCACUAGGGCUUUUCAGGCAGGCCCUUGUGGUGGCCCGCCAGUUUGGGACCCUCCCAUUUUGAUACAUUAGUUCCCCCUCAGCUACUGGAGAUCUCAGCCACAACUGGGCUGUAGCUGUGACCCAGACUCUGCCAGGAUCCUCUAGAUCCUCAGCUGUCAGAUAAUCCCGCGUCCCCCUCCUCCUCCCCACUAAACCCCCAGUGCUUGACAUGAAUGCAUGUGUGCUUCCUAGGACUAGAGGCCGGUGCUGUCUCUAUCACUGCCCUCGCUUUAAGGGGCACACGAGCAGAUGGUAGCAAGCCCUGGAGAGCAGCUCUCGGGCAAGUGAGGUGGCUCUGGCACUGCCCCUUGGACUUUCGUGUUUGUAGCUUGAGUUGGUUUUUAUUGGAAGCUCUGUGAUUUACAUAAUCACUUACAACCUCUGUAAAUAAGGAACCAUUUAUGAGGAAUUGUAAAUUUCCUCUCUCCCCCUUCUUACCCUGUCUGUGAUCUUGUUUUGAUGCAGUAAUGAUAUUCCACUCUAGGUUCCCAUGAUCAGUGGUGAAAUAUAGUGAUUUUCACCUGUGCUUCCAUUCUGAAGCUCUGAAAAGAAGUACUGGAUGGACUGAAGUCCAGGACGAUGUCCCAAAAAAAGGCAGAGUCCAGGUGGGCUUGGAGGACCAACGCCUGGAUGGGCACUGGAGGGCAGAGGCCUCAGUGUCAACGCCUGGAGGGCAGAGGCCUCAGUGUCAACGCCUGGAGGGCACAGGCCUCAGUGUCCACCCCUGGAGGGCAGACGCCUCAGUGUCCACCCCUGGAGGGCAGAGGCCUCAGUGUCAACGCCUGGAGGGCAGACGCCUCAGUGUCCAGCACUGGGCCCUGCACAUGGAAAGCCCCUCUGUUUGUGAAUGAAUGAAUAAAAAUGUUUUCAUAAGUGA